AUGAGCGGAACCUUCGAGAAAGGAGCCAAAGAGGACCCUAGCAUGGACGAAAAGGGCCACCAGAGCAAGCCAUGUCUUGAUGCUACAAACACAGUGGAAGAAUUAACUAUCUAUACGCAAGAAGAGGAGCGGGCUGUGCUCAGGAAGAUUGAUCGAGUGGUUCUGCCAUUGAUGUGUAUUGUCAACUUUUUUCAAUAUCUUGACAAGCAGUCGAUCGGUUUCGCAGCAGUAUUCAACAUGCCCGAUGAGCUUGGCAUGUCGAGUAAGCAGUACUCAUGGUCGGUCAGCUCGUUCUAUUUCGGACAGCUCAUCUCCGAGUACGUCUUCAUCUACAUCAUGAGCCGUCUGCCCAUCUCGAGAACCGUCGGUUGGACAGUAAUAACCUGGGGUGUCGUUGCCGGCUGCCUGGCCGCACCCGGCAAUUUCAGCGGCUUCACGGCCGUUCGAUUCCUGCUCGGUUUUACUGAAGGUGGUGUCUCUCCCGCCUUUGUUAUCAUCACUGGUUCCUGGUACAAGAAAUCAGAGCAGCCUUUCCGAGUCGCCGGAUGGGUGACUUGCAAUGGCCUUGCCCAGAUAUUCGGUGCUCUGAUCAUGUAUGGCAUUGGCCUUGCCGGCAACACUGCCAUCUCCAACUGGCGAGUUAUGUUCCUCGUCUGUGGAGGUGGGACUGUACUCUCUGGUAUCCUUUUCCUUGUUUUCAUGCCCCUAGGCCCUGGAACGGCCUGGUUCCUCAAUGCGCGUGAGCGGAGCAUCGCCACCCAAAGGUUGGCCGAGGAGCGAAUUUCCAAGGAGCAGACAACGUUCAAAGUGUCUCAGCUCAAAGAGGCGUUGCUGGAUCAUCGCGUGUGGCUCUUGGUAAUUGGUGCUUUCUGCAACACGCUCGCCUCUCCCGUCAUUAAGUUUGGAACAUUGGUUAUUAAUGGAUUCGGCUGGUCGAAGCUUAACACAAUGCUGGUCAGUCUUCCUGCAGGCGUGCUGCAGAUCAUCAUGAUCUGGAUCGUCGUUGUCGGUAUCCGGGUCACCAAGAUCCCAAGAUCUUGCUGGGGUAUUCUUGCCAGUAUCCCUCCCCUGGUUGGCAAUAUCUGUCUUCUUGUGCUGCCCAUGGAUGCGAAAUGGGGCAUCGUUGGUUGCACCUGGAUGGCCACUGUUCUCUCACCCACGAUGGUUGUCUUCCUGAGCCUCAUCGCCUCAAACUUCAAAGGCAAUACGAAAAAGUCCGUGGCAAGUAACAGCUACUUCAUACUUUACGCUGCCGCAGCCAUUGCCGGGCCACAGCUAUGGACAAAUGCGCCAAGGUACGUCGAAGGUGUCAUUACUGACAUUGUUGCCAUUGGAGCGUGCAUUGUCGUUUUCGCGUUGUUUGGUCUCUCAGUCGGAUGGGAGAAUAAACGACGGGAUAAAAAUGGCCAUCGAACGGCUGAGGAGCAAGACUCAGGCGAUGCCGAUGUCACGGACAAGCAGGACAAGGACUUCCGAUACACCUGGUAG
Clonostachys byssicola is the source of this 1488-nucleotide messenger RNA. The record is from the annotation of a GenBank genome assembly. NCBI's taxonomy places the organism in Eukaryota, Fungi, Ascomycota, Sordariomycetes, Hypocreales, Bionectriaceae.